Messenger RNA from Ooceraea biroi (clonal raider ant), 789 nucleotides. RefSeq names its product mago, exon junction complex subunit (gene mago). The record is from RefSeq and is a predicted model, not a curated record. Gene Ontology annotation, cellular component: exon-exon junction complex; nucleus; catalytic step 2 spliceosome. Gene Ontology annotation, biological process: RNA splicing. NCBI's taxonomy places the organism in Eukaryota, Metazoa, Arthropoda, Insecta, Hymenoptera, Formicidae.
UUCCUUCCUGUCGUGAGAGUUUGAACUGCUUCUAACGCGAUUCGCGGACAAAUUUAUUAAAUCUACCUUUUUCAAUUCUCGUCUUACGCCGGGCCUCUCCGGGACCUGGGGCUUUUCCAAAUCUUCCGACAUUUUCGCAGCGUUGUUCAAUUUCGAAUCGGAAAUGUAGAAAAGUGCUCGCAGCGCCAAAAUGCCCAACCCUGUCCAAGAGUACUCAAAGAGCAACGUAAGGAUGUCGACGGACUUUUACAUACGCUACUACGUCGGCCACAAGGGCAAGUUCGGUCACGAGUUCCUCGAGUUCGAGUUCCGACCUGACGGCAAGCUGCGCUACGCGAACAACUCCAACUACAAGAACGACACGAUGAUCCGCAAAGAGGCGUACGUGCACCAGUGCGUGAUGGAGGAGUUGAAGCGCAUCAUUCAGGACUCGGAGAUCAUGCAAGAGGACGACUCGCUGUGGCCGCAACCCGACCGCGUCGGCCGGCAAGAGCUGGAGAUCGUCAUCGGCGACGAGCACAUAUCAUUCACGACGUCCAAGACUGGCUCCCUCCUCGACGUCAAUCAGUCGCGCGACCCGGAAGGGCUGCGAUGCUUCUACUAUCUCGUACAGGAUCUCAAGUGCUUGGUGUUUUCGUUAAUAGGACUGCAUUUCAAGAUCAAGCCCAUAUAAAGUGUGACACUUCAUUGGCGCACGCUAAAACACUAUUGUAACACUUUUUGACAUUCAAUUACCCAAACGUUGAUGUAACCUCUAUUCUAAUAAAAUAUAGAACAAUUGUACUUGUA